ACUCUCCUCCCCUUCCUUCACUCGUAUGGAGGCGUAUGCAUUUACAUACCAAAUCACACGGCGUGUUUUUUUCGUGGAACUGGCCACGGCUUUCCCGUACAUUUUUUAUUUAUUUAUUUUCAUUCGAGCUGCCGCCAUGUUGUUCUGAAGCAGGAUGACAGCAGGACGGCGCAGAAAAGGGAGACGGAACUAAUACGCCAGUAAACGCAGAAUAAACUCAGUUUUUGAGGACACGGGACAUUAUUAUUGAGACGGACAAACCGAACAGUAGAUAGCCUACGCCUUUGUUGUUUUCGCAUUUCCAAUUAAACCGAGGAUUUAAAGUGUAGCUAGCCCUCCGAUUUCCUGGAUAUUCUUUAUUUCGUUUUCCUAUGGCGUAGGGUUUUUAAAAGACUGUAUUCUUCUUUUCUGGGGGUGGGAGGGGGGCCUUCCAGUAAAAUAAAGGAUACCGAUUGUUAUAACCGAAUUACCGAACUCAGAAAGCCGACCAAAUGUGUAGGCUAAUACAAGACUAGUUACAUUUCUGACAUUCGAAUAGCUACCUCGUUCGGCUUCGUCCCGCUGGCUAAAGGAGUUUCAGAACCACCGCCAUACCGUCUUUUGGAUGCCUAAGUUGUGAUUUUCAAAGUAGGCUAAUUCCGCGAGUGUUUUUUAAAAGGAAAAGACGGGGAAAAUAUUCGUCGUUUUCACCUGGAAGGUCGCGCGCAAAAGGAGUCUACUGAAAAUGACGGGCAGUGUUCCGGCAGACAUGAUCAACUUGAGGCUCAUCCUGGUGAGCGGGAAGACUAAGGAGUUCCUGUUCUCGCCCAACGACUCCGCCGCGGACAUCGCCAAGCACGUCUGCGACAACUGGCCAAUGGAUUGGGAAGAGGAGCAGGUCAGCAGUCCCAACAUUCUCCGUCUCAUCUACCAGGGCAGGUUCCUGCACGGCAACGUCACGCUCGGAGCAUUGAAACUUCCCCUUGGCAAGACCACGGUCAUGCACUUAGUUGCCAGAGAGACGCUGCCUGAGCCAAAUUCCCAAGGUCAGAGGAAUCGGGAGAAGACUGGAGAGAGCAACUGCUGUUCAAUCCUGUAAAUACACCCAGCUGUCAACCCCCCCCCCCCCCAACUCCUUCACUGACCGUGCUGCAAUAUCGUCCGUCUGUCACGCUGCAGAAACACACACAUUAUCACUUAGAUUGGAGGACCUGUAGGCCGUUUCCAAUAAACAAAAAAUUAUUUUCAAUAAUCUGUAAAACCAAGAGGGGGGAGGGGAGUGAAAUUGGGGGAUGAAGAACAAAUGAAAGAUAGGAAAAGGUUCUGGACACGUUAUGCAUCUUGCAAGAAACAAAAUAAUUUUAAGUAAUCUAUAACAACAAGAUGGGGGGGAGGAAGAGGAAACGGAAGACGAAGGAAGAGGAUCCGGACCGUUAUGCUGUUGGUAUCGCGCUUAAGAAUCUUUUUUUCCAAGAGGUCAUCUCUAAUUUUUUUUGAGAAUCAAAACAAAUAAUUAUCCCCCCCCUAUAUUUUUCCCCAGUAACCACCCCCCCUUUAACCGUCCAUCCAGCCAACCCCCCCAUUCUGGAAUCAGUUUACACAGGACUGAGGCUGCCCCUCCCCGAUUCGCUUACCGCACUGCCACAAUUUCUUGUGGCUGUGCCAAGUCCGGACUCAUCGCAUACAGGAAUGUGUCUGUCUGUCUGUCUGACUUCGAAGAAGAUUGUUUGCAGUCUGAUUGAUUUUAUUUUAUUUUUUAAAAUUUUUAUAAGUGUUAUGGCAGUUUUUAAUGAGAUUCAGGGGAAUCACAGCAAAAGGGGGAGGAGGUGGACAGAUAUUGGGGGCGGAGUUUUUGGGAUGGAAAGUUCCAGGUUCUACCGAAUGAAAGCCCUCUGUUCUGUCACCAAAUUCCUUUUAGGAUGCUAGAUAUUAUAUACAAGUUCUAAAUUGCAGGCUGGUUAUUAUGGUAUGUCAACCAAACCCUAGAAAGUACAAUUUAACCACUAAAUUGAUCAAACUUGUGUGAUGUAAGUAUAGCAGAGGAAAAACAUGGACAUGCCUGCAAUCAGAUUGCAAUCGACAGAGGAGUAUUUUUUUGUUUUGUUUUUGUUUGUUUUGUUUUUCUUGAAAAUCCUGUAGGCAUUCUGAAAAGUGCACAUUAUAAACUAAUCCCCUAACACCAUGAGUGCAUUUACCUGGGAGAGAGAGGGGAGGGGUCUCUUUUGUCCAAUCACGCAUGAAGGCUUAACAAGUAAACUAACCAAUCAUCCAGGGCUUGACAUCCCACGCUCGCUCACCACUUUGCUGGAGACUUUCCGCAGUCGCGUCUCCAGUCAUCGCCAGUGUUGCGUCCAGAGACUGUAAAAAACAUAUUUAAACGACUCCUCUAGUGGGGGAGAAAAGAACAACGCGUCCCUCCCGUAUUAAUUACUCUACUUUUUUUUUUAACCAUGGUGUAGUAGUGGAUGUUGGUGCCUGCAGUACAAGCCAGAAGUUAAUUUUUUUUUAAUUUAAUUUUUUUUUUUUUUUUUUUGCAGUAGAUAAUAAAUCAAUUUGCACAACACUGAAGCACGAGCUUUUUCAUCUAAUCCUGUAAAAAAAGGUUUUAUAUUUUUCCAAUGGGAAUUAUAUUCCAAAAAUUAAGGUUACAUAUGUGUAGAAUAUAUUUAAUAUGAAUCUUAUAUAGUACAUGACUAUAGAUAUUAUUGAUAUAUAUUGGUGUUUAGUGUACGAUGGUCUAUAUAAAUAGCUUAUUAGCAGUUCAAAUGGUCACUUGCAGACAGUAUGUCUUGUACUUUAUGCAGAACAUCCUUAUCAUUGAUUCGACUUAUUGUAAUGACUGUGUUUUCUUUGGUUUCUUUUAUUUUUCAACUGUUGAUAAUCUAAAUAAUAUAAUCAUUAUUUUCUGUGGUUAUUGCUUUAAAUAAAUGCUUUAUAACACAGUAAUAGGUCUUAAAAGAGUGUUGUUCAUAUUGAUCAGGAUUCAAAUCUGUAUAAAGCAAAGUUUUCAAACUGAUUGUAAAUAGCCCUAAUGCUUUUUUUUCUCCUUCAAAUUACAAAAUGGAGUAAUUCUGUAAACUGAAUAAAGAAUAUUGAAGUGCUGA
This is a messenger RNA of Anguilla rostrata (American eel), 3083 nucleotides long. RefSeq names its product ubiquitin-like 3a (gene ubl3a). Gene Ontology annotation, molecular function: protein binding. Lineage: Eukaryota; Metazoa; Chordata; Actinopteri; Anguilliformes; Anguillidae. Bases 725 to 1078 code for a protein of 117 amino acids. The transcript is spliced from 5 exons. The record is from RefSeq and is a predicted model, not a curated record.